Messenger RNA from Rotaria sordida, 897 nucleotides. The record is from the annotation of a GenBank genome assembly. Lineage: Eukaryota; Metazoa; Rotifera; Eurotatoria; Philodinida; Philodinidae.
AUGUCAUUAUCAAAUGUCACGAACUCACCUAAUAUUCAAAAUGAUAUUGAUAAAAUCAAUUGGAUUAUUGUCUUAUUAGUACGUUGGACACAUCCAAUUAUCUUUCUUUUUGGUGUCAUUAGUAAUACAUUGAAUAUAUAUGUAUUUACACGACCAUCGUUAAGACAAAAUCCAUGUUGUAUGUAUUUUUUAUCAUCAUCUAUAACUGCACUUAUUUAUACUAUUAUUAAUCUUCCACUUCGAACUCUUCAAUAUGGAUAUAAAAUUGAUCCUACUACUUAUUUACGUUCACUCUGUAAAAUAAAAUAUUUUUUUACGUUUACAUGGAGAGCAUUGACAUCAUGGUAUCUUGUUCUUGCUUGUUUUGACCGAUUUUUACAUAGUUCAUCAAAUGUCAAUCUUCGACAGUUGAGUAGUUUUAAAGUAGCUUCUCGUACAAUUCUAUUAACAUUUAUUUUAAUUAAUAUUGUAUAUUCACAUGUGCUUGUUUUUUAUAAAAUUAAUUUAACUUCAUCUUGUACAAGACCACCUUUACUCAUGUUUCUCUUCUCUAUACUCACUCUUCAACAUGUUCAUCGUCGACGAAUUAUGCCUGUAACAAUACAAUCAAAUCGAGUUAAUAGAGAUGCAAACAAAGAUAGACAUUUGCUUCGUAUGGUAUUUAUUCAAUGUUUAUUUGUUGGUUUAACAACAACUGCCUAUGCCUGUAUUCAAUUGUACACUUCAUUAACAGAAUAUCAAAUUAAAGAUCGUCUUCAAUUAACAAAAGAUAAUUUAUUUAUCAUCAUUUUUGGAAGUAUUUCAGCAACAGGCCAUAGUACAACAUUCUUUGUAUUUGUUUUAACUAGUAAAUUCUGCAGACAACAACUAUUUCGUCGACAUCAAGAGAGAAUGUAA